Messenger RNA from Meloidogyne enterolobii, 432 nucleotides. The record is from the annotation of a GenBank genome assembly. Lineage: Eukaryota; Metazoa; Nematoda; Chromadorea; Rhabditida; Meloidogynidae.
AUGACAAUUAAUCCCAAGCCAAAUUUUUCUUUUUUUCUCUAUUUUUUCUGUACUAUUUUUACUUUAGAAAAUUUUCCAAAAAAGUUUUUCAACAAAUUAUUUUCAAUUUCUCUCCAUUUUUCUGAAAUUUUGUUUGAAACAAUGACUGACGUACCAGAAAAUGCUCCAGAAAGCUGUCCCGGCACUCAAAGUGAAAAAGCAGGCAAAACAUCAGCAUGUGCAGGAUGUCCAAAUCAAAAGGCUUGUUCAACUGGUGUUCCACAAAUUGAUCCAGACAUUGAUUUAAUUAAAGAAAGGAUGGCUUUUGUUAGACACAAAGUAAGAGAACAGGGAUAUUAUGGCUUUAAUAGGUGUUUUUUGUUUACAAAUGGAGAGGGUCGAGUAAUGGGUAAAUUGAAGAAGCUCGGACAUUUUUGGACUGGUAAACAAUAG